CAUUGGAUUCCUCCCUUCCAAUUGGACUAUUUGAAUUUAAGCUCCUGCUGGAACAUGGGACCCCAAUUCCCAAACUGGCUUCAAACACAAACACAUCUUGAAGACUUAGAUCUUUCAAAUUCGAGUAUUAGGGAUACAAUACCAGAGUGGUUUCAGAACAUCUCCUCUCAUCUUCGAAUCUUGGAUCUGUCCGACAACGAGAUCCAUGGAAAUCUGCCACGAAUAAUAGCGAAUAACAACACAGGGAAUAACGGACUAUGUGGAUUAUUAUUGAGGAGUUGCGAAACAAACAAUAAAUCAAACACUCAUGUUGGUGAUAAUGAAGGUGAAAAUGGCAUAAAAGGUUUCUCGUGGUUUUAUGCUGGUAUGAUCCCGGGAUUUGUUGUAGGCUUCAUGGGACUUUUUGUUAGCUUUCACUAUAUUAGGAUUUGGAGGGUAGUUUACUUUGAGAUGAUAGAGAAUGUUUACACUUUUCUAACUAUCUCAAUUAUAAUGACUUUUGCUCGACUAAGGAAAAAGUUUUUCUAAUGAGGUAUUUGAAUUCAGAAACACUACUUUUUGUAAGUAUAUUUGAUAAUGUAUUUCAUGUUGUAGUUUGACUAUUAAAUAAAUGCGUAUAACUAAGCAUGUGGUUGUUUAA
This is a messenger RNA of Erigeron canadensis, 640 nucleotides long. RefSeq names its product receptor-like protein EIX2. The transcript has 2 exons. NCBI's taxonomy places the organism in Eukaryota, Viridiplantae, Streptophyta, Magnoliopsida, Asterales, Asteraceae. The record is from RefSeq and is a predicted model, not a curated record. The coding region runs from base 55 to 528 and encodes 157 amino acids. Gene Ontology annotation, molecular function: protein binding.